Messenger RNA from Moneuplotes crassus, 751 nucleotides. The record is from the annotation of a GenBank genome assembly. NCBI's taxonomy places the organism in Eukaryota, Ciliophora, Spirotrichea, Euplotida, Euplotidae.
AAAUAAAUAUGCAAAUCUUCGUGAAGACCCUCACUGGAAAGACUAUUACUCUUGAUGUAGAGCAGAGCGACACUAUUGACAACGUCAAGACCAAGAUUCAGGAUAAGGAAGGUAUCCCACCAGACCAGCAAAGACUUAUCUUCGCUGGAAAGCAACUUGAGGAUGGAAGAACAUUGUCAGACUACAAUAUUCAGAAAGAAAGUACUCUCCACUUGGUAUUGAGACUCAGAGGAGGUAUGCAGAUCUUCGUUAAGACCUUGACUGGAAAGACCAUCACCCUUGAUGUCGAGCAAUCUGAUACUAUUGACAAUGUCAAGACUAAGAUCCAAGAUAAGGAAGGAAUUCCUCCAGAUCAGCAAAGACUUAUCUUUGCCGGAAAGCAAUUGGAAGACGGAAGAACCCUCUCUGACUACAACAUUCAGAAGGAAAGUACUCUCCACUUGGUAUUGAGACUUAGAGGAGGUAUGCAGAUCUUCGUCAAGACUUUGACUGGAAAGACCAUCACUCUUGAUGUUGAACAAUCUGACACCAUUGACAACGUAAAGACUAAGAUUCAAGACAAAGAAGGUAUUCCACCAGACCAGCAAAGACUCAUCUUCGCUGGAAAGCAACUUGAGGAUGGCAGAACCUUGUCCGACUAUAACAUCCAAAAAGAAAGUACCCUCCAUUUGGUCUUGAGACUCAGAGGUGGAUUCUAAAGUAAUUUCCUCAUAAUAAGUUAAAAAGCAAACUGUGAAAUACCUUAAAACUU